Molecule: messenger RNA, 4445 nt
Organism: Talpa occidentalis (Iberian mole)
Lineage: Eukaryota; Metazoa; Chordata; Mammalia; Eulipotyphla; Talpidae
Gene: APOBR
Product: apolipoprotein B receptor
Exons: 4
Coding region: 37-3651 (1204 amino acids)
Biological process (GO): lipid transport; triglyceride metabolic process
Cellular component (GO): membrane
Molecular function (GO): transferase activity; very-low-density lipoprotein particle receptor activity
Source: RefSeq, a predicted model, not a curated record
CAUUGUCAGCUUUCUGGACACACAGAGACAGACAGGAUGGAUUUCCUCCGGCUACAUCUCCCUGGGCUGCAUCAGGCCUUGAGGGGAGCACUGGAUUCCUUGAAUACCUUUGUCUCCUACCUUAUGGGAGAUGAGGUCCCUACUGUAGAGAGGAGGGAGGCGCAAGCAGCUGCAGAACUGGGGGAGGUGGCUGCAGGAAGGCCAGAGAAGCCUGUUGAGGAGGAAGCCGAUGAGGCCCUGGAGGGCCUUGGAGGCCACCAAAACAAGGGGGACAGAAGGCUGAGAGGGCCCGAAGAGGCUGGAAGAUGCCAGGAAGAAAGCUCAGCUUCAGAACAGACCUGGGGGUGGGAAGAAGGCAGCUCCCAUGGGUCCCAAGCAGAUGGGCAGGAUACUGGGACCUGGGAGGCAGCCAAGACCUCCAGGUAUCAGAAGCCAAGUGUCCCCUUGGAGAUCGGCAAGGAGUCUGAGGCAGGGUCUGGAGUUGAUCGAUAUAGGAGCAACCAAAUCCAGGAGAGUAAAGAGCCCGAUGAACAGGAAGUGAACAGAGGAGAGACACCGAGAACCAGGGAACAGGAAGAGGAGGAGGAGGAGGCCAGUGAAAGAGAGCCAGGGGUGACUGGGGGGGCGGAGUCAGAGUGGACCUGGCACAGGGAACCUGAGCAGAAAGCCAGUGCUGAUGGGCAAAAGGUAGCCAGUGACAUCAGGGAGACAGAGCAGGCCAUCAGGGAGACAGUUGCAGAGGACAUCUCGGGGCAGGGGGUCAAAGCGGCUGGGAGGGAAGAAGAGGUGGUGGUUAUAGUGAGAGGUGGUCAAAGCACAAAGGCACAGGGGACAUGGGAGCCAGGAGAAGAAUCUGAGAACUGGGAAACCUUGGGCAGACAGAAGGCCAGUACAACCUCAGGCAGGGAAGAGGCAUGGAUAACAUCAGGCAGAGAGGGGGCCGGGACAACCUCAGGCAGGGAGGAGGUCAGGCCAACCUCAGCCAGGGAGGAAGCAUGGAUAACACCAGGCAGGGAGGAGGAUGGGACAACUUCUGGCAGGGAGGAGUCAUGGAUAACAUCAGGCCGGGAUGAGGCCGGGACCACCUCAGGCAGGGAGGAGGUCAGGCCAACCUCAGGCAGGGAGGAGUCAUGGAUAACAUCAGGCCGGGAUGAGGCCGGGACCACCUCAGGCAGGGAGGAGGUCAGGCCAACCUCAGGCAGGGAGGAGUCAUGGACAACAUUAAGCAGGGAUGAGGCUGGGACCACCUCAGACAGGAAAGAGGCUGACUUCCUACGAGCCAGGGAGACAGAAUGUGGGGCAGUCUCAGGAGAAAGGACCCCAGAGGGUACUGAGAGAGGCUGGGUCCUAAAGGAGGACUCCAGGGGAGACCAGGAGGAUGUGGUGGAUGAGAAUAGCGAGGCUGAAGUGAGCCUGUUCCCCAAACAGACCCAGGUGCUGGGAACUGAGGGAGUGGAAGAAGAAGCUAAGGACCAGAUAGGGAGGGAGCUGGCAGAAGGUCAGAGGUCAGAGGGGGAAGUCGGGGAGGGAAUGGAGGACCAGGCAGAUCAAGGUGGGGAAGAAGCCAGGGGGAGGCACAAUGCAGAAAUCAUGACUACUCCAGUCAGGCUGGAAGAGGUGGUACAGGCAGAGGAGGCCAGUGAAGAGAAAGAAAGGUGCUGGGCCACAGAGGCUGAGCUGCUCCAGAACAAAGAGGCAAAGGAGACUGAAGGUGAAGCUGACAUGGAGGCAACCCCAGAGGCCAGGCCUAGGGGGUUCUCAGGGGAGAGGAGUGAGGAGGAGUUUCAGUCAGAUCAGGAGACAUUGGGAGUGGAGUUGGGUGGCUCCAAGCCUGAAGCCACUGAAAGUCAGGAACCUGAGCUGCUGGGAGGCCGCCAGACUCCAACAAAGGAACCUGAGGGAGGACAGGGGUAUAAGGAAGGGCUCUGGGGCAUUCCAGGCCUGAGCAAAGAGGACCUGGAAAGGGGGCUGGAGGAGUACCCUGACACUCUGUGGCAUGUGAAGCCUGAUAGCUCCGAGGCAGAGCAAAGAAGGGACACAGAGGGAGGCGAUGCCCAGGAGGAAAAAAAUGCUGAAGAGGGGGAGGAGGAAGGUGCAGGAGGCCAAGUGCUGGAGGCUGUGUCUACAGGAGGCCGAGAGUGUGCACUGACAGAAAUUCCGGAGGAGGAAGAUGGGGAGAAGAAGACAGCAAAGGAGACAGAAGAGGGAGCAGAGGAGGGAGAAGCCCCUGGAGGAGAGAACCAAGAGUUGGGUGGGAGGCAUGGGGCAGACUCAGGGACAGAUCAGUCAGAUCUGGGAGAAUCUGAUGCCAGAGAAACUAAGGGUGAGGAGCUGGAAGCUGUGAUGCCCUGGGGAACAGACAGAAUGUCAGGGAGAGGCUGGAGCCUGGAGGAGGCCCUAAGCCUCCAGGACACAAUAGCCAGUUCUUUGGUUGCUGAGAUGGUAGAGGAUAAGGAUGCUCUGGAGAGAAGGGCAGCCGAAGAUGACGUUGAGAUUGGAGAUGACGUUGAGGUUGGAGAUGACGUUGAGGUUGAAGAUGACGUUGAGGUUGGAGAUGACGUUGAGGUUGAAGAUGACGUUGAGGUUGGAGAUGACGUUGAGGUUGGAGAUGACGUUGAGGUUGAAGAUGACGUUGAGGUUGGAGAUGACGUUGGGGAAGCCCCGGAAAGAGAGGCUGGGGAUGGUCAGGAUGGGGCACUUGGGAGUAGCUGGGACUCAGAGGGGAGAGAGGAAGCUGGCAGAGGCGAGGAGGUUGUGGAAACUUCAGAGGGAGAGAAUGUUGGUGAGCAGGAGUUUGGCCUGGAGGGCUCAGCAGAGGAGGAGCUGACAGGUAGAAAUGGCCAAGCAGAGUCUCUUGAGGACAGAGGAGGCGAGCCUGAGGGAGAGCGGAUAGACGCUGGGGAAUCUGGCUUGUCAGAAGGAAGCUGUGGGGUGGGUGGCUUUACCUUGGGCUCUCAGGGGACAGGGACCGAGGAGACUGUGACCAUAUUAGAGGCUGAGGGGCUCCAAGGAGGGCAGUUGCUGUUGGAGAAAGAGGCAGGGGAUUGGCAAGUGGGGGAUCAGGGACAAGGAAGUGAGGGGCAGUGUGGGGACCACACCCCUGAGAGGGAGGCACGAAGGUCCCUGGAGGUGGAGGAUGUUAAGGUGACUGGAGACUGGAAGGCAGAGGUGGAAGAGAUUGAUCCGGAAGGCCUAGAGGAUGUCCAGGGCCAGGAGGGCCAACCAAUGGUCCAGAUCCUUGCAGAGGUGGAGCCUGAGCUCCGUGGGGAGGCCGAAGGAAGUGCCGAAGGAGAUGCUCACGGCAGCUGGUAUGAGGCCCUGCUCCCUGGCUCUCGUCUGGAUGUCUCUGUCCCGCGGAGCCGUGUACUCCUGUUCCGCAGCUCUUCACAGCGUCGCUCCCGACCCUCUUUGCGUCGGACCCCUGCCCCUGAGCAGCAAGAGCAAGAUUCCAGCCCCCCAUCAGAAGAAGGGUUGUCAGCCCCUGAGCAGCAGCUUCCUCAGCCCAUGGAGCCCCGAGAGCCAAGUCCCCCCAGGCCAGAACAGACCCCAGUGCCAGCCAGGAGAAGGCCCCUGGGACACGGGUUUGGCCUUGCACACUCCGGCAUGAUGCAGGAACUACAAGCCAGGCUGGGCCGGCCAAAGCCCCAGUGAUGAGAAACCGAGAUCCCUGGAGCCAGGCCCCAAGUGAGAUCCUGUGUGAACCCUGCUCAGACUGACUCCCAGGCCACUUUCCAGCCUCUGGGCCUUAGUUUCUCUGUGUGUCAAUCAUGGAGCAGAUGGAACCAGACAUUUGCAAGAACAAUGACCUUCAGGAGCCUGAUUUCUCAUGCGGCUGACAGACUACCUGGCCCCCAGGACCACCUCUCACAGCCGCCUGGACAACCUCCACAACCUGCCUCAGCUAUCUGGAAGACUAUAAGGGAAUAAGACCCUUCUCUCCAUAGCCUUCCCUCUGACUGCCCCCACUACCCCCCUAGGCCUUCAGCUGUGUAGGAGUAACGCAGACCUCAGGGGUUGAAGCCAGUCCAGAUAAAAGGGGUCAGGUGGGUAUAAGAAGCUCUCUUUGUAAUCAGAGGUUGGUAGGAAACACAUCAGCACCCUGAAAUUUCCAAAAUGGGAGCUCAGCCUUAGAAAUCUGCUGUUUGCUAUGGCAACUACCAGUGGAGCAAGCCAGAGGGAGAAAGGUGGGCCAAGAACCUCCAACAUUUAGAAACCGAGAGGGGUUCAGGUUCACCAGAGGCUGCAGACUCCAUUCCAGGCCCUCUCGCUCUGUGUAAAGACACCCCCUUCUCUGAAAAGAAGCUGAGACAGAGAAACGAUGAGAGUGUUUUAUUGGGCACCCAGCAUGGCAGCCUAGCCCGAGGACGACCAGCGGGCCCUGGAACAAUAAAUAAACCAUCACUUUCCUCAACAAUAAAUAAAUAUCCAAGAAAUAAAUAUCUGGC